AUGAUCUCCGGCAUCGCACACGUCAAUCUUACUGUCACCCCCGGCACCCUGCCGCAAGCAGAGGAAUUCUACGCAAAGACCCUUGGGUUAACGCCUGCGCCGGUACCGGAGCUGCAGAUCGGCACGAUUUGCUGGUUCAACAUCGGUAAUAGCGGGCAGCAGAUUCACGUUACGGAUCACGCGGAAUCGGAUCCACGAUCCAGUCGGCACCCAUGCUUUAAGCUGGAUUCGCGCGAAGAUCUGGAGGCGAUGAAGAAGGCUAUCUAUGAUCACCAUGUUCGUGGGGGUCCGGCGGCGCCUUUGGCGGCGGAUAAGCCUGGGGAGGCGAAUUCAGGGACCAAAGGCAAGGAGUAUCCGAGUCGUUUCUUUGCUCGGGAUUAUGCGGGCAAUCUUUUGGAAUUUACGAUGUAG
Molecule: messenger RNA, 411 nt
Organism: Penicillium argentinense
Lineage: Eukaryota; Fungi; Ascomycota; Eurotiomycetes; Eurotiales; Aspergillaceae
Product: putative glyoxalase family protein
Exons: 3
Coding region: 1-411 (136 amino acids)
Source: RefSeq, a predicted model, not a curated record